GUACUUCUAUAAAAUGUAAGAAUAACAUCGCUUGUAAGUGAGGGAGCUUUAGUAGUUUUAUCCCAAGCAGGAAGUCUUCCAAGACUCUAGUCUUACUCAUGGCAAAUUAUGGUUACUCUUACAGAAGCCAAAAACCCUAUGAUGGAUUCGAUCCAUGGAAAGCUGAAAGGAGCUACUACAACUCCGAGCAGCUGUGCUAUCCACCCCUUGAGGAAUGUGAGGAAAGAAUGAUUGCUGUCGACCCUUAUCAAAACCCGGGUACCUAUGUCAUGAAAGUCAAAACAACUGUUGAACGCGUCCAUCCACCCAUGUUCUCUGAAUUCUACGGACAAUGCUCCCCCCCGUGGUACGAGCACCGCCCGAGCCGUGUAGUAGUCAACAACAAGCUGCACGGGCCUUCGAUCCCAAGCAAUGACUGGCCACCUCUGGUCGAGGAAUUCUUCAACGAGAUCCAGAAUGAAGUGAGCCAACCAUCUGGGUUCGGUGCUCCACGGGGCCCAUGCACGCUCAGGAUCCCUAUCUCUGCAGGUUCCUGUGGCACUACCGGCAAUGCUGGGGAUAGUGACCUUAAAGAUGAGAGAAUUCAGAGGCCACCCGUGACAACAGAAGGUGGUUAUGGCCCUAGGCUUGGUCAUCCAGCAGGCUCCGUGCUCCCAAGUCACCAUAUCUCAUCUGAGAGACAGCGAAUCGUCCAACCGUCGUCUAUGACCAUGACCGGACAUCGGGAGAGGCGUGGUCCUAAUCUGGAGUUCAGCAAACCAGAAGAUGACGUAGGCAUGGCCAAGGAGUACUUGAAGACAGUUGCGGAUCCAUCCUGUGUCAAUACUAUCGAGGACGAAGCUCCGGAUCGCAGUCACUUUAGAGGUGAUAAAAUACCGAAGCCACGGGUGGCCACAAAUGGUGGUCCUGCCGCUAGGCCUGGCAAUCCAACAGCGUCCAUGCUGCCGAAUCAUGAUAUCUCAUCCAAGAGAGGAGAGAGGACCAGUCAACCGCCAUCUAUGACCACGACAGGAGGUUGGGAGAGGCGAGGUCCUGAUACGGGGCUCCAACCGAUGAAUGAAACGGGCAAGACAAUGGAGUACUCAAAGGAAGCUGUGAAGCCUCCGUCAGUCAGUACAGUUCCCAAAAGAGAAUCGAUCCCCAAAACAAUCGACAGCAAGGAAGCCGAAAGGCGAUAUGGGAAUGCCAACCCCUCACCAGAGCCGUAUGCAACAGGUUACACCAGCACUAUUGACAGUCGGGAGGCUGCGAGGAAGUACAAUGGACAGUUUGUGUGAAAGCAAGAUGCGAUCCCCUUUAGCAAGUAGCAUAUGCGUGCACUUGAUAAUGUGCUUGGUCUUUAUGUACUCUAUUGCAAUAAGCAUUCGGAAGCACAGCCCAGACAAGGGGCUUGCAUAACUCUAGUUUGUCGGCUGAAUAUGUCAAACAGUGAUAGCCGAGGCUGUUUAAGUGUUACCUUCUGGCCAUUUCGUUGUUUCAUAAGUAAAACACUAGUUUACGCGUGCC
This is a messenger RNA of Eucalyptus grandis, 1506 nucleotides long. RefSeq lists its product as uncharacterized. The coding region runs from base 99 to 1277 and encodes 392 amino acids. The record is from RefSeq and is a predicted model, not a curated record. NCBI's taxonomy places the organism in Eukaryota, Viridiplantae, Streptophyta, Magnoliopsida, Myrtales, Myrtaceae. The transcript is spliced from 2 exons.